Messenger RNA from Etheostoma spectabile (orangethroat darter), 9557 nucleotides. RefSeq names its product discs, large (Drosophila) homolog-associated protein 2a (gene dlgap2a). The record is from RefSeq and is a predicted model, not a curated record. Gene Ontology annotation, molecular function: molecular adaptor activity. Lineage: Eukaryota; Metazoa; Chordata; Actinopteri; Perciformes; Percidae. Gene Ontology annotation, cellular component: postsynaptic specialization; glutamatergic synapse. Gene Ontology annotation, biological process: signaling.
UUAAUCUGUAAAAUCCAUUCUUCAAAUCGGCAUAUGAAGCAGCCUUGUUUGGUUAAUAUACAGAAUAUCAUAGCAUUUUUGGAACUGCCUGUUCACUUUGAAGAAAAACACAUACUGACAUUACAUUUUUCCGAGGCAAAUUGCUUCUGUAAUAUUAAAUGAAAGACGAAUAAAAUGUGAUUCAGUGUACUUCGAAAAUGAUCUUAAAUCCCUCGCAUGCGUGUGUCCCUGCCACAACAAUCAAGUCCAAUUUGUUUAUGUAGACAGUUCAUAUUGUCAACUUUCUUUCAUGAAUCGUGAUGAGUGCUAUGCAUCAGACUAGAGCUCCCCAUGUGUCUGAAUCCUGUAAUAACAGCGGUUUGGGGCGUGCGCACACUGAGACGGCUGUAGGACGGGGUGGAAGCGAGAUGAGAAUACUAAGUAGGCACCUCAUGGCUCAGCAUCAGCACCGGGCUGAGUUAGGAUUUGCGCACCCUCAAAACUUGGCUUGGGACCUCAGCAUGUGAACGGGCUUUGCAGGAGGAGGAUCCACCUAGGAUGUCAGCUCUGAAGAAGGUGUUGCCAAGCAUACUGAAGAAGCACUGCUGUAUCUUACCAGACAGGAACACAGACCAGCAGUAUUCAUGGUCACCCUCGCAGUACUUCGAUGAGGACAGCUACUCCCCUCCACCCAGGAACAUGAAGGGUCUCUCUGGCGGCCGCCCUGCUCAGCUCCAGCUCACCUCUCCCAUCUCAGCACACACCUGUGGCCUGGCUGAAUGUGACCAUGUACUGGACCAUCACCUCCACCAUGGCAACUCACGACCCCCCUCCUACCUCCUCAGCCCCACAGAAAGCUGCCCCCUUGAGAGUCACCAUCGCUGCUCCCCAAGGAGCUCCAUCCACUCUGAGUGCAUGGUGAUACCGGUGUCCAUGUCGGCCACCGACCACUCCAUCUCUAGUAGCACUUUCCCUCGCAUGCACUACGGCAGUGCUUCGAGGGAAAGCGGUGGCAACACUUCGGGCGGCAGGGACUCCCGAGAAGACGGUGGCUCAUCCUCGCACGGUGGCAGCGGCAAAAUGAAUCGAAUCCCAGCAAACCUUCUGGACCAAUUUGAGAAGCAGAUGCCGCUGCAUCGGGAUGGCUUCCACACGCUGCAAUAUCAACGCACCUCCACCACAACCACGACCACAGAGCAGCGCAAUGAAAGCCCUGGGCGAAUACGCCACUUAGUCCACUCAGUACAGAAGCUUUUCACAAAGUCACACUCUCUAGAAGGUUCCUCCAAGAUGAACGGUACCAAAAGCGACUCCCACCGAGAUAGCGCACAUCACCACCAUCACCACCACCAAGGCCACCACAAACACAGCAAACGCAGCAAGAGCAAAGAACGUAAAUCUGAUGGCAGCAGCAAGCAACGCUCGGGAGGUUGGUGGAGUUCGGAUGAUAACCUGGAUAGUGACAGCACAUACAGAACGCCCAGCGUCAUGUCACGGCAUCCUGUGGACCAUAUCAGCCACUGCUACCCUGACUCAAUGCAUGGCCACCUGGCUGGGGACCUGUCGCUAAAGACCUCCAAGAGUAAUAAUGAUGUAAAGUGCUCAGCCUGCGAGAGCAUAAGCAUGGCACCAGAGGGAAAGUUCAUGAAGAGGAGCUCCUGGUCAACGCUAACGGUCAGCCAAGCCAAGGAGGCUUACAGGAAGUCCUCACUUAACCUGGAGAAGCCCAUGACACCAACUGACCUGAAACCCAACGUCAGGCCCUGCCACUAUCUACAGGUGCCCCAGGACGAUUGGGGGGGUUACCCUGGCGGUGGGAAGGAUGACGAGAUCCCCUGUCGUCGGAUGCGGAGCAGCAGCUACGUUAAAGCCAUGGGGGACGAGGAGAGCGGAGAGUCAGACUCCAGUCCCAAGACAUCGCCUCAAAAGUUGGUGCGGCCUGACGCCCUGGUCAGGGCCAUCAUCAGACCUAGGGACCUGCUGGACUCCCAAAGCUCUUACCGCCUGGAUAAAAUCAACAGUGACAUGCGUAACUACAUCACCAAUUUUGCUGCAGACUUAAGUCAGAGCUAUCACUUGCAAGCCGCCAGGGACAUGCACCCAAGUAUUGCUCUAGAUCCCUCAACCAACUACAACUCUCCCAAGUUUCGCUCCAGGAACCAGAGUUACAUGCGGGCAGUCAGCACUCUCAGUCAGGCCAGCUGUGUUAGCCAAGUGAGCCAGGUGAGUGAAACAGAAGUAAAUGGUCAGUUUGAAUCUGUGUGCGAGUCGGUGUUCAGUGAGGUGGAAUCCCAGGCCAUGGAGGCUUUGGACCUGCCAGGCUGCUUCAGAACCCGGAGUCACAGCUACCUGCGAGCUAUCCAGGCCGGCUACUCCCAAGACGAUGACUGCAUCCCCCCCAUGGCCUCCACUGUCACAUCCACCAUCAGGGCUACCACAGGGAUCCAGUUUUGCCUUCCCUCUACCUGCAGCAAUGACCGGACCCCCCAGCAAACCCCAGCCAUCAACUACACACCCAACUACAAGAAGGCCCCUCCUCCAGUCCCGCCCCGUACCACCUCCAAACCCCUGAUCUCCAUCACGGCCCAGAGCAGCACCGAGUCCACGCAGGAUGCCUAUCAUGAGGGAAGACACUCUCAUGGUGGAAUGUGGGCCCCUGACGGCAUCAGCCUGGGGCUAAACCCAGGCAGGGGCCUCUACAACUCCACGGACAGCCUGGACAGCACCAAGGCUGUGACCAUAGCUAUGGAGGCGGCCGGAGUCAUGGCUGGAAAAAGACACCCGUCCACAGACAGCCACAGCUCGGUGCUCACCUGCGACAAGGCCAUCCUGGUGUCCAAGGCUGAGGAGUACUUGAAGACACCUCGAUCCUCUAUAGGGAUACAGGUGGAAGCGGCCACGGACUCUGAAUCUGAAAGCAAAGGUUCCCGGGAGUACCACUCUGUGGGGAUCCAGGUGGAGGACAACAAGAAAGGACAGGGCAGGUUCAAACGCUCCAACAGUGUAACUGCAGCUGUGCAGGCUGACAUGGAGCUGGAGGGCUUCCCUACCAUGGAGGACAAGGGCCUGCAGUUCGGUGGGGGCUUCCAGCGUCACUCAGAGCCCAGCACGCCCACCCAGUACGGGGCAGUUCGAACAGUACGUACCCAGGGGCUCUUCAGCUAUCGCGAGGAUUACCGUACCCCUGCAGAACCCCCCAGCCCCAGGGAGACCACCAGUGAGACCCCCUGGCAGCUGGAACCCCCCUCCCCACGGGAGAUCACGGCCACGUCGGGGGAGUCUGGCAGGGCAUCCCCCUCUCUGAGGAGGGAUGGGAGCUGGUUCAUGCAACUGCUUCACACAGAGACCAAGAGGAUUGAAGGCUGGUGUAAGGAGAUGGAGGCAGAAGCUGAAGAGAAUGACCUGUCAGAGGACAUCCUAGGUAAAAUCCGAAGUGCAGUAGGAAGCGCUCAGCUGCUCAUGUCUCAGAAAUUCCAGCAGUUCUACUGGCUGUGUCAGCAGAACCUGGACCCCAGUGCCAUGCCGCGGCCCACCUCUCAGGACCUGGCUGGGUUCUGGGACCUACUGCAGCUCUCCAUCGAUGACGUCACCAUGAAGUUUGACCAGCUGCAGCAGAUCAAGAACAACAACUGGAGGCCAGUAGAAAGCCCAGAGAAAAAGCCUCCGACCCCUGUACCAAAGAAGACAGUUCGACAGAGGAGCAUGGUGACGAGAGAGAAAUCCCUAGACCUACCAGACAGGGGGCGGCAGGAGGCCCGUCGGCGGCUAAUGGCAGCCAAGCGGGCAGCCUCCUUCCGGCAGAACUCAGCCUCGGAGCGAGCUGACAGCAUCGAGAUCUAUAUUCCCGAGGCUCAGACUAGACUUUGAGAAGAUAGGGUCUGGGGCCAACAAGUCUCCCUGCUCCCACGUUCAAACAACUUUAAAACUAGCCUUUUUUCUAGACUGCUACUCUCUCUACUCUUCCUUUAUUCAUCUGUUGUCUGAUCUCAAUAGCCAUCCUCAGUGCCCAUCGCCAACACCAUUGGUCUGUAGGAUGUGCCAAGCCUCUUCUCCCAUUGCCAGAAUAAGUGUUAGCAGAAAUGUAUGUCUGACAUGGGUUGAUUGGGGUUUUCCUUGGUUUGCUGGUGAUCAUUAUACCCAGCCUACAAGCUCUCUCUCAUCCAAUGUCCUGGAUGGGUACGUCUGUAGUUUUUCAGCAUUUGCAAAGUGCCAUUUAAAAAGUGCAGCUUUGAAAACCUACCAGCAACCAGGCCUUUGAGCUAAAAAGAGAGAAAUUCUGUUUAUUUCUAGUUGUUCAUAUAUGGUCAAAGUUAAUAAUAAUCUUUCAGUAUUUUACAAUAAUUUAAGGUUACAUUAUGACUCUUUUUGUUUCUCUGGUCUUUUUUGGGGUAAAUGUUAAUUACAAGCUAAAUAUCACAAAAUUGUUUAAGUUAAAAAACUUUUGAAAAGUGCCAAUGCUUGAAAUACCUCAACUAUGUGCAUGUGGCACUGAUCACCCAUUCAAGAUUAUUCAGGCAGCCCUUAUAAGCUCUGGACUGGUCGGUGGUGAAGAAAUGCAGUUUUCUACUCAAUCUUGUUGUAGUCAAUUGUUUUUCUUGCGUCUGGAUUGGUGGAAGAAUGACAUUUGUCAGCUCAUUAACAUGCACAUGUCAAAUAACUUUCCUACAUUAUAUCUUAUGUUCCUGUUGCCAACUUUCCAAUAUUGACAUUUACUUGAAGCUGAAAACAUGCAAGUCUUGUGCCAACAUUUUCACCAUGUUAAUGCAGUAGAAAGUACUAUGAAGGUUUAUGUAACUCCUUAGAUCAAAAUGUGUAGACAAAUGCACUUAUGCACUUAAUACAAUUCUCUCUAUUUCCAAGGGAAAUGUACAUACCCAAGUUCACAAUAGUACUGUUGUAUUUUUGAAUUGUGGGCGGGAAGAAUAUUCAUUGUGUAUAUAUUUCUCCCUCAUGUUAUUGCCUGUCCUCUCUAUUGCUAUUGACAAAUCUAGAUUUGUUGCAUACAUACAGUGGCUUGAUCACACACACACACAACAAAACCAUACUGCUGGGGUUUUAAUUCAGCAGUGAAUAAACUUCUCUCAGGCCCUUUCAAGUAGCGCCCUCAGCCACAGUUAAUGAGGAGUUAUAGAAAAACUGCCAAGACAUAAACAAAAUUUCUGCAUACUAGUUUCAUUAAUCCAAGAAAUGAUUAGUAAUCUUCACAUUUCUUGAAAAGUUAUGUGUUGUUCAAAGUCUCUUACUGCAUUCACUCCCUUUAGGAAAGGCUGGGAAAUAAUUAAACAAAAGUGGGGCAAAUGCAUUCCAGAGGGAUGCAAGCAGCAAGUCCCACAUAACUACACUUUGCAAGUCUGUUGAAAGGUAGUCUCACUUUGUCAGACCUUCCUCUACAGCGCUGAGGAGGAGGGCCUGGCUAGACCCCGCAGCAUUCUGGGAUGGGAGAAAAACAAGCUCUGGUUUAUUGGCAUUUCUUUAAACCAAUCACAAUCAUUAUGGGCGGUGCCAAGCGCCGGACAGAGCCCCGGUGCCACUGCAAAAUAGCCUCAGGAAGAAACUUGUUUUGGUGGAACAUGUAUGUGUUCAAAAGUUGUGUUAGUCUUGCAACAGAAAUGUCAGAUUGGACAGAUAGUCUGGCUGUCUGGAUUUACCCUGCAGAGAUCUAAGGAGCAGUUAGCCAUAGUCCUUGGAGUUUAAAACACAAAGAAAGCAGAAGGUAAAAAAUAUACAGGCGAAAAGAGCAACAUCCAACUGAAUUUUUGGCGGCACCAGAGCAAUUUCGGAAGUGGAACGUCGUAGAUAUCAAGUAGUUGAAAGAAAAUACAUGAGAAAUAAGAUAAUAACUCUCUGUGGCUUUGCAGGCCAUUGUGUGAUGGUUUUUAGCUAGAUAUUAAUAUUUGCCUUUGAUUCCCAUCACCAUGUUGAGAUGUACCAAUUGCACCAGCUCUUCAUCAGUUUAGCUUUCUUAUAACACAGGUGUUUAUUAAUGCUAAUUGGAGAGUUCCACAUUGCAUUAAAAUGGGUCGACCACUCAAACAUAUUCUGCAGAUUACUUAUUAAAUACUUAGACAUGCCACCAGCCAGGGGUUACUGUUACCUAGCUAACUGACAAAAAAUAAUGUUAGCUUGCUCCGAGGAGAUUGAGGAGUUCAUAUGAAAUAUGAUUGACAUAUCUGACCUGACACUGGAUCAAAUUGUCUUUAAAUAAUGACGUAACCUGUAAAGAUUUGAAUUAAAUUUUGUGAAAAUAACACAACACACCUCAAUUGUAUAAAGGUAUGCUAAUAAUGUAGCGUAAUCAGAUAUUUCCAGCUCUUUUGAAACUGCACGAAUACUGCUAACUGUGAAAUGCAUAUUUCUUAUUUGAAUUACUUAAUGCUAGCACAAGAAAAACAAGUUUUUGUGGUGCAACCCCCUUUAGGCAAUCACUUGUUUGAAAUUAGAUAGUAAGAACUUAAGAAGGACUUCACACACAAACUUAGCGAUAGAUUCACGAAUAGCUGGUGCAACCGAAUCAUGGUACUUGAUGUGAAAGUGGAAAACGUUAUGGGGCCUUGGAUAAGAGUCUCUAGUGUUUAUCAAAUUUACUUCCAGAUAAUUAUAAGUUAAAUUCUCAUGGAGAUAAACUAAUCUUGAGCAAAAGCUAAAAUUCUGCUGCUUUUUAUUAUCAGUCGUGCCAGAAACGUCUUAAUUUUGUUACCAAUGUUAUAUUCAAAUCACUGAUUUAAAAAAAUGAAAUCUAUUGGGAAAAAGUUGGAUGAUAAACCAACUAAAUGGUGCUGCUUUUUAUUUAAUAAAUACAGUACUAGAUAAACAAUCAAUGCGCUGUCACAAACAAUCAAUGCAACACAAUGUGCGGUCAGCUGAUCAAUACAUCACAUAAAAAUCUAUUUUUAUGACUUUUUGGUUGAGUGAUUGUCUCUGUGGGUUGGACCAGAGAGAUUUAUCAUAUGACAACACAUUUCUUUGGAUUUGAAUAUGUUGUGUGUGUUUUGUUAAUAUGUGUGUGUGUGUGUGUUUGUCUUGUUUUUGUAGCGAAGUGCUGACCCAUUCAGAAAAGAGAGGGUGGAUCUGAGGUCAGUGUGGCCAGAUUUCCCUAUCACAAUCCUGUGGCCUGACCUGCAUGUCUCUCACACACACCCAGUACUCAUUGUCCCUAAGUUAUUAGCACUCUGUUGAAAAAUAAUUUGGAUACCAUGUCAUAGUAUAUAAUUUACUUUUUUGUGCUAUAGAUUGUAUUUUUGAUUCUUAUUGAAUUUAGACUCACAACCCAUUAUGACUCCAAGUACAGAUGUGUUUUCCUAGUUUCCAGUUUCAAACCAACCUUUCACGGUAUUAUAAUGCAUCAAGCACUGUUUAGUUGUCAUAAAUUAUUGUAGCAGAGCUCAGACAAUACAUUUCAUUGAGCUAAGAAGUGUUUUCAGUCCUACAAAUGAAAAAAGUAACCAAAGUCAGCGGUAGAGUGACAGUGUUUUAAACAUGCAGUGCAAUACUUCAGCGAAGAUUAAAGAAUGGGCUUUUAAAAACCCAAGGCUGACAUUACACAUCUUCCUUGAAUAUACACCCAUCUAUAGUUUUGCAGUUUUUUUCAUUGCAGGGGUAGGGACCUUUAACAGUAUGACAGUGGGUCUCUGGAAAGCAUCUGGGUGUGUGAUUCCAGGCGAUUGGCAGAGCAGAGACGUUCCCCUGCUGUUGCCACAGUGGCAGGCAGACGGGACAGAGACAGACCCGGCCUGACAUAUGCUGGCUUAGAGGAGACGAGAGCUCCGCAUUGAGCCCCAAACUGCUGGUGUUGUAUACUGUUGUGAAGCUGGAAGGCUGUUCUGUGAGGAUCGCUAGGCACUGUGCUGGGUAUUUUUCAGCCUGCCUUUGACUAAGCAAAGCAGCUUAUGUAAGAUUUCAGGUCCUUGGUGAGAUCAAGUAAAUAGCCUCCAAGGCCCUUCAAAGCUUGCGUUGAUAAAUGUAUCGCUGAAUAGUGGCCUACGCUGUAGAACAUAAGUAUCAGCACUACACAUAUUUCUAUCAAUCUGUGCUCGAAUAGUUUUCACUGAAGGCUGUCUAUUGAAACACCAGAGGAGUUUAUGCAAAUUUAACAGGGCUGUGAAAUAAAUUAAGUGUAUCCACACUCUUGGUUCAGUUUAAAGGAAAUGUCUUGGUCCUCUGAAAAGCAUCCAACAUAGUUGCAAUGAGACAAAACCAUUUUUGAAACCAUGAAACAGACUUUAGUCAAUUUACAGUUAGAGGAAAAAAGUGGGCUUGUAGAAAGCAUACAUUUAGUUUGAGAACUUAAAUUAUCACCUUAUUACUCCUGAGACUCCUUUGGUCAUUUUCAAAACUAUGAACAAAUCUCUCUGCUGUAAUGGCUGGGUUGAGUUUAUCUCAUACUGAAAGUCAUUUAUCAUCUAUGAAAGUUUUUUUACCCUCCUUUUCAUCCAAAUAGGUAUAAUAGUAGGUACAUAUAGGUACGACUUCUAUAAAGGGCCUCCUGUUACGAAGUGAUCUUGUUUUUCCUUAUUUCAGUUGGUGUUUUACGUUGGAUCUCUUUGGUUGUGUGGGUUGCAUGUGAUACUGUGAACACUGGAGGAUUCAAUGGUGAUUGUGAUUCAAAUGUAGUGAAAUUAUGGUUAUGUAACAGCUAGUCACCCACCAAAAUCUUGUAAAAACCCCAAGGGCAAAAAAGUGCACCAGUGUCACAUUAAAUGUCAACGAGGGCAGCAAUUAAGUACAAGUGCCAUCUUUUCUGACUUGUUCAGCAUACUGUAAAAUCAUUACUCUACACGUUUUCCUUCAUCAAUUUUAUGUAAGCAAAUCAUUCCUGCCAUCACCUUCCUUUCAACAUUUUCAAUCAAUCACAUAUUUCUAUCAUUUUAGCUCGUAUCUCGACAUCUGUGGCUUUACUUCUGGUACGAGUGUCUACUGUCUGCUUUUAAUUCUGGAACCCUUGAUGUGGAACAUUUCAAGGAGACUUUUCAUGCCGUGGAAAGAGCAUCAGACUUAGAUAGGCUGAUACAACACUUCCUGGAAAAUGGAAUGUGAAACCACUCUGUAAUUUAAAUGAAAAAGGUAGACGUUUAGCUAAAACUAUUUUCAUCUCUUGUAUAUCAUAUCUAUAGUGAGGAUGAAUAUAAUGCCAAAUAUUCAUUAUUUGUAAAGAAAUAUAUAUAUAUAGAUAUAUAAAUAUAUAAUAUAUGCUUCAUUGAAACAACUAUUUUCUGCAUUUGCUUAUGUUUUAUUGUCAUUUUUACUUUGUUACGGUUAUUUUAUAAGCUGAUAUGAUGGCAUGCGAAAUACUGAUUGAAUGUAGGCUUAUUUAUAAUUUUGUUUUUAUGACACUGUCCCACUGAUAUGUUAUGUAUUUAAUUUAAGUCAAUUGCAUUUCUCAAUGUGUGCUAUUUCAGUGCAAGUUAACGUAUCAUUGGGUUAUUUAUGUAUUAUUUGAGUAGUUUGCGAGAACGUUUCCUUCCAUUCUUUCAUAGCUGAGCUAUUGAAAGAUGUUUGCCUCUUUGAGUAGUUUGGUCAUUGCUGAGGUCAUCCAGUGUAAAUAAUUCUGCAAUUAAAUUUUCGAAGAAAAAGUUUGGAAA